This is a messenger RNA of Aspergillus udagawae, 423 nucleotides long. RefSeq names its product cytochrome b-c1 complex subunit 9. NCBI's taxonomy places the organism in Eukaryota, Fungi, Ascomycota, Eurotiomycetes, Eurotiales, Aspergillaceae. Bases 1 to 423 code for a protein of 140 amino acids. The record is from RefSeq and is a predicted model, not a curated record. Gene Ontology annotation, biological process: mitochondrial electron transport, ubiquinol to cytochrome c. The transcript has 4 exons.
AUGUUGAUAUUGGUUGUUGAGCGAGGAAAUGCUAAAGACGGACACCCGGAGGCUCUGCGUGAGACUUGUCCCGGUCGACCAAUCAGCGACCCGGUGAUUCCCGCUGUUGCUUUUCGCGCCGGCUCGAAACUUCAAUUCAACCUCUCCGUUUGGCAGUACCUCGCUCGUCUGCAACUGGCUUUGCUCGUCUUCCUGUUUUUCUCGCCCUCCUCCCAUCUAAGUCAUCUACAGUCACAAUGGCCAGCGCUGGGCCUGAUCCGCAGAAACGCGGUAUACCUGACCACCAUUUUUGCCGGUGCCUUCGCUUUCGAGAUGGCCUUUGACACUGCUUCCAACAAGAUCUGGGAUACCAUGAACCGCGGUCGGCAAUGGAAGGACAUCAAGUACCGUUACAUGAACAAGGAGGAGGAAGAGGAAGAGUAG